Messenger RNA from Salmo salar (Atlantic salmon), 3694 nucleotides. It is a transcript of the gene helq, whose product is annotated as helicase, POLQ like. Gene Ontology annotation, molecular function: ATP binding; nucleic acid binding. NCBI's taxonomy places the organism in Eukaryota, Metazoa, Chordata, Actinopteri, Salmoniformes, Salmonidae. The record is from RefSeq and is a predicted model, not a curated record.
UCUCUGAUUGGCUCAUGAUUGACUCACGUUUACAAAUUCAUAAUUGUCGUCUGUAUUGUAUGUAUCCGGUUAGUUACUCUUCAAAAUGUAUUCUCUAUUUUAUAUUUUGUAUUCUCGGUUGUUAAAGACGAUUUAAUAGUAAGCCAAGUUUUAACCAUGUCUAGUCAAUGUAGCUAUUUUCAGCUAACGAAAGACGGUUGAGUUUGCUCACUUAACAUUUAGCGUUAAGUUAGCUGACGAUAACGUUGGCUAUCUAAUUUUUUUCAAGAUAGCUUGCCAACUCACUCAGUUAGCCAAUUUGACUCACUAGCAAAUGAAUUGGGGAGCUCACCCUGUCAGCCAACAUGAUUGUAUUGUAUUUACUAACGUUACUUAACUAGUAGCUCGCUAGCAUGCCAACAUAGCUAGGAUGCUACUAGUGUUUGCUUAGGCUAUGGUCAGUGAGGCUGUCCGACAGAGUCAGGUUUGACAAUGAGUGCCGAAAUCAAAGUAAAACGGCUGUCCUCGAAGAAGAGGUCCAGGGAUAGACGAAUAAGUCAUCUCACGCCCGCAAGGAAAAUGACUAGUGCUUCUGGACGACGAUGUCCUGACAACACGGGACAGAUAGAGCUUUCCAGAGCUAUGGACCAAUCCAUGGAUGCAAAGUUCAGUGAGUACUGCAGUGACACUGAGGACUUAUUUGGGGACUAUGACAGCAUUGUAAACGACAGCUCUUCCCUGGCAAAGCUCGAUAGAGUAGGGCAGAACAUGAGACCGCAUGACAUUGACCAUACAACCAGCAUCAGAUGCCCUGUGGUUCUGCUUGCUGGGAACCCUGACUUCACUUCACUGAAGUCUUCAACGGACAACUGUCCAAAACAAUCAUGUGAUGACUCAAUGACAGAAUCAUUCCUGGAGGACUUCACGGAUGAUGCUUUCCUAGACAUGCCAAGCUCACAACUCGCUUUUCUACAAGAUCCCCAAACAGCAGACAGGAACUGCUGUACAGAUGAGGACAAAACCUCCAUGCCUAUGAGACAUCCUGAGAAGUCUGUCAGCACUGAAGAUAGAAAUGAGAGGCAUAUCGCCCCCAAGGCAAGGAAGAGCGUGUCCGAUCAUCUGAAGAGAGCUAUGAUGGCUAAUGCAGCGACUCCUUCUAGUGUCUCCCGGACUGCAGUGCAGAAGGAGGCCGUAGUUACAGAGGAGAUCAGUGUUGCCAUGCAGGCUAUGGAAUCUGUCUCCAUGGUGACAACAGACCUUGGGCCUUUCUUUGGUCUUCCCACCAAAGUGAAGGAGCUGAUAUGCAAUCUCAAAGGAAUCAAAGAUUUAUAUGAAUGGCAGAAAACUUGUCUAAACCUGGACUCAGUUCAGCAGAGGAGAAACCUCAUCUACUCUCUUCCCACCAGUGGUGGGAAGACUUUGGUGGCUGAGAUUCUUAUCCUCAAAGAGCUUCUGUGCAGAAAGAGGGAUGCCCUUUUCAUCCUGCCUUAUGUAUCUCUAGUGCAGGAGAAGGUUCGAGGGUUGGCCAGUUUUGGCCUGGAGCUAGACUUCAUGGUGGAGGAGUAUGCUGGCAGUAAGGGCAGGUUCCCUCCAGUGAAGGGAAGGGGCAAGAGGUCCCUGUACAUUGCCACUAUAGAGAAGGCACACGGCCUGGUAAACUCCCUCAUAGAGGCUAACAGACUGGACAAUGUGGGGCUGGUGGUUGUGGACGAGCUCCACAUGUUGGGUGAUGGUAGCAGAGGAGCUAUCAUUGAGAUGACUCUAGCCAAAGUGCUAUAUAUCAGUAAGUCAACUCAGAUCAUUGGAAUGAGUGCUACUCUGGGCAAUGUCCAAGAUAUACAGAAGUUUCUGAAGGCAGAGAACUACACUAAUGACUUCAGACCGGUUGAGCUGAAGGAGUAUGUGAAACUGAAGGACAUCAUAUACGAGGUGGACCCCAAGGAGGAGGAGUGCUUCAGGUUCUCUCGGCUCCUGAACUUUAAGUACUCCAGUGCCAUGCAGAAGAUCGAUCAGGAUCACAUUGUUGCCUUGGUGACUGAGGUCAUUCCAAGCCAGUCUUGCCUUGUCUUCUGUCCCACCAAGAAGAACUGUGAGAAUGUGGCUGGGAUGAUCUGCAAGUAUCUGAAAGAGGACUUUAUCCAGCACAAGCAGGCAGAGAAGGCUGUGUUGCUGGGGGAGCUGAGGAGCAGUGGGAACGGCUCCCUGUGUCCGGUGCUCAAGAAGACGGUGCAGUACGGCCUGGCUUACCACCACAGUGGGUUGACCAGUGAAGAGAGGAAGCUGGUGGAGGAGGCCUACUCUGCAGGGGUUCUCUGUCUCCUCACCUGCACCUCUACACUGGCUGCAGGGAUCAACCUACCUGCUCGGAGAGUGAUUCUGCGUUCUCCGUACGUGGCGGCAGACUUCCUGAAGAGGAGCCAGUACAAGCAGAUGGUGGGGAGGGCUGGACGGGCCGGGAUAGACACUCAUGGAGAGAGCAUCCUCAUCCUACAGGACAAAGACAAAGUCUUGGUCAAGAAGCUUGUAUCCGCACCAAUGGAAAUCUGCAUAAGCAAUCUAAUGCAUAGCGACGGAAAGGGUGUCCUGAGUCUCAUCCUAUCCGUCAUUGGAUUAAAUAUCACGAACAGCUUAGAGCAGAUCAGGGACUUCAUGAGUGGCACGUUGCUGUCUGUCCAGGAGAAACAGGUGUGCUUGGAGAGGAGCCUGUGGGAGGUGACACAGGAGUGUGUUGAGCUGCUUAAAGAGAAAGGCCUCGUCACCGUGUCCACAGAGCCACAAGAUGGGACUCUGCAAGUCACCAAGCUAGGAAGAGCUACUUACAAAGGCUCAGUGGAUCUGACCUACUGUGACCUCCUGUAUAGAGACCUGUCUAAAGGCCUGGAGAGCCUGAUGCUGAACAGUUUCCUCCACCUCAUCUACCUGGUCACACCCUAUGACAUGGUCUCCCAGUGUAAGCCUGACUGGAUGGUCUACUUCAGACAGUUCACAUUGUUAUCAGCUGCGGAGCAAAAGAUGUGUGCAGCAGUUGGUGUGUCUGAAAGUUUUGUUGCUAGAAAGGCUGCUGGACAGAAUGUCAAGAAGAAUAUUGACCAGGUGGUGGUGAGUCGGCUGUACCUGGCCCUGGUACUGCUGUCCCUGCUGAAGGAGACUGACCUGUGGAGCGUGGCUGACAGGUUCCAGCUCAGCCGGGGCUUCAUCCAGACACUACUCAGUUCUUCCUCAGUAUUCUGCUCCUGCGUGCUGCACUUCACCGAGGAGCUGGAAGAGUUCUGGCCCUUCAAAGCUCUCCUGACUGAGCUUACCCGCAGGCUGACCUACUGUGUCCAGGCCGAGCUCAUCCCUCUCAUGGAGGUAGCAGGAGUCAUGGAGAGAAGAGCCAAGCAGCUGUACAAUGCUGGAUAUAAGACACUGGCUCAUCUGGCCAAUGCUGACCCAAACGUUCUCGCCAAGACUGUGGAGAACCUCUUCAAGAAGCAAGCAAAUCAGAUUGUUGCUUCGGCAAAAAUGCUGCUGAAUGAGAAAGCUGAUGCCCUUCAGGAGGAGAUGGAUGACUUAAUGAUGUUUCCUCUUGAUCUCCUCUCUUUGUAAAAUGUUGCUGCAGUGGAUUUAUUGUGUGACGAUUACUUUUUUAUUUAGCUUGGUGUGUUAAUAUUGUUUAGUGGUGUAUCAUUGUUUAUAGUUUAUCGGAGUGAUAUUAUAAAAUGUAUUUUUGGGA